This is a messenger RNA of Nicotiana tabacum (common tobacco), 1069 nucleotides long. Lineage: Eukaryota; Viridiplantae; Streptophyta; Magnoliopsida; Solanales; Solanaceae. The record is from RefSeq and is a predicted model, not a curated record.
CAAAAAAGGAAGAGAAAAAGGCCCUUAUUCCUUCACCUCGCAUCCUAUGAUUUCUCUUCCAAAACCCUAAAAGAAAGUCCUUCUUGCCAUCUCUCUCUGACGCCAUGGCCUCAAUGCAUUUCGCUAUAUUUACUCUCUUCACAAUGCUCUUCAUAAACCCACAUCCAUCGUCAGCUUCACCUUUCCCCAUUUCUGUAAACGAAAAAAACAUUUACGACAUUCUCAACUCCCAUGGCCUCCCUGUUGGUCUUUUACCCAAAGGAAUUACCAAUUUUUCAAUGGAUCCAUCAUCGGGACACUUCGAGGUGCAUCUACCGCAAUCUUGUGCUGCCCAAUUCGAAACCCAUUUACGGUACGAUAGCACCGUGUGUGGGACCCUCAAUUAUGGUCAGAUUUUAAACAUUUCUGGUGUUGCGGCUCAGGAAUUAUUUCUUUGGUUCGCUGUCAAAGGGAUCCGUGUAGAUAUUCCUAGUUCUGGGUUGAUUUAUUUUGAUGUUGGCGUUGUCUCUAAGCAGUUUUCUCUUUCUUUCUUCGAGACCCCACGUGAUUGCACCAUUACGGAUAAUGAACUGCCUGAAAAUCUCGUUUUGUUUGACAAUCGCGGACGAACUAUUGAGACUCUACCAAGGAAGAUAAUUAAAGAACGUCCCCAGGAGAGUAUAGCCCAAGCUGUUUCCUAAGUUGGAGAGGAAGAAAGCUUAGUCGAGGAUGAGGAUAAGGACAUGUCGAUGAAUUCUUGGUUCUUCCUGAAGGAGCAUAUCCAAGAGUUUGUUUUCACCCUGUGUGAUUGGUAAAUCUGACAUUCGCACCAUCCCAUUUUCCCUAAAUGCUACAGCUACCACUGAGUAAGUUGGCGUAAUGUUGUUGAAGUGGAGGAUUUCAAGGUAAUGGUAGCCAGGUUCCUGCUGGUGAUGUAUGACGCUAGAGUAUUGAUUUUGUAUUUGUAUAGUUGACCAAGUAUAUGAUUUUGUUCUAACCAUAUAAAAGCCUAGCAUACUUGCAGUUUAUGUAAAUUGAAAUAGUGACAAAUGUCUAAAUUUGAAGUUAAGAUAAAUCUUUUGCUAGCUCA